AUGAUCAUGGCUAUGAGAAAUUUAUUUAUGACAACUCAAAUGGCUCUUGGUCUGGCAGCGAAUUGGCUUGCUUCGAACCUUAGUUCAUCUAUUUUCUACGCUUUUCCCGAAGUUGGUGCACGAGCUGGUAUCCUUGGUAAUUUUGCGUACUCGUUCGGAUGUAUCGUUCCACUUGUAGUAUUUGCUUGGCUUGGACCUAUAUUGAGAAAAAAAUGCCCUGAAGGAUUCCUGUUAACUACAUUUAUUCGUGAAAGAUUUGGUCGAAUUAAUCAAAUCUAUAUUUCUCUAAUGUCAAUGGCAUAUAUGUUCUGUUAUAUGGUCAGCGAAUUAUCCGCUAUUGAUGGUAUAUUAACUCUCUUGACAGGAAUUGAUUUCCAUCAUGUUCCUAUAAUUUUAAUUACAAUUACGACUACUCUUUAUACUGCUUAUGGUGGCUUCCGUGCCUCUUUGUUAACCGAUAAAGUGCAAGGUUGGGCUAUUCUUGUCCUUUUAGUAAUCUCGACAAUAGGAUUUGGUGUUACCGUGAAAAUUGAUCCGGGAGUAGUUAGUUCUAGUCCGCUCCUGAAAUCAAAUACAUUGGGUUGGGAAUUAUUUUAUAUUAUGCCCAUUGCUGGUUAUUGGCAACGAGCUUUCUCUUCUAAAAAUGAUCGAGAGUUAGCUUAUUCUGCGCUUUAUGGAAGUAUUAUGCUUUUCCCCACACUAUUCUUGAUUGGUUUUACGGGAAUUAUUGCAGCAUGGGCUGGUACUUAUCCAGGUCCUGAUCCCAACAAUCCAAUAGGUCCUGACAUGUCAUUCUUCUCACUUUAUACAUUAUUACCUGAUUGGGUUCAAGGUUUUGUUGUAGUAUUGUCUGUUUGUUUAAGCUGCUCAGCUUAUGAUACUUUACAAAGUGCAAUGGUAUCUACAAUGUCAAAUGAUUUAUUUAACAAUAAGCUUCCUUUAAUUUUUGUUCGGGGAUUGCUUGUGGUUAUCAACGUUCCUGCUGUAAUCCUUGGUAUCAAUAAUCUUGAUGUUCUUAUUGUAUUUUUAAUUGGUGAUCUUAUAGCAGCAGCUGUAAUGCCAUCAAUCCUCCUUGGUCUUGUGGAUUCACUUUAUUUUUUAAACGGAUUCGACUCAUUAGUAGGUGGUUUAGGAGGAUUCUUUUCAAUAUUUAUAUUUGGUUCAGCAUAUUUUAAUAGUGCAUAUGAAGGAGCUUUAUUAUAUAUUUUAUCAAAUGGUUUAUAUGUUGAUGAUUAUUCAGUAUUAGGAGCAUUUCUUGUUGCACCAAUUGGUUCUGUUGUAUUUACUUUUUUGGCAUUUGGAGUUAGAUUGUUAGGAAUGUUUAUUUUAGCAAAGAUUCAAGGAAAGGAAUUUGAAUUUCCCAAACGACCUGAACCUGAUACUACUGAAGGAGAAUCUGAAAAAACGGCCAAUAAUUUUACUACUGAAGAUGAAUCUGAAAAAACCGAAAAUAUUGUGGUUAAACCUGAUACUACUGAAGAUUCUUAUAAUAUGGCUGAAGUGUAA
This is a messenger RNA of Dentiscutata erythropus, 1506 nucleotides long. The record is from the annotation of a GenBank genome assembly. Lineage: Eukaryota; Fungi; Glomeromycota; Glomeromycetes; Diversisporales; Gigasporaceae.